Molecule: messenger RNA, 1833 nt
Organism: Closterium sp. NIES-65
Lineage: Eukaryota; Viridiplantae; Streptophyta; Zygnematophyceae; Desmidiales; Closteriaceae
Source: the annotation of a GenBank genome assembly
AUGACGGGGAUAUCAGGAUCGGAGCAGCAAAUCCCUGCUUCCGCAGGCCCGGAGGCGGCUGCGGAGUGCGAGAAUGCGACGAGAGACAUCACGACGGGGGAGGCGGGGUCAGCGGGGGAAGUAAAAACGGCCGGCGACGAGGAAAAGCCUCUCCUUGGUGUCGCAGGUGCGGCGGAAGCCCCGCCGCCAGCGGCGGAGACCGCCACAGCGGAAGGGGGAGAGAGAGCGGCGGCGCAGGGGGAGGCGGAGACGGGGGCGGUGCCGGCGCCGAUUCCGUCUGCUAAGCGGUUGCGGGAGGAGGGGGAUGAUGUCACUGCUACUGCUGCGGUUGCUGUAGGUACCACUGGCGCAGCGCGCGGCGGUGAUGGCGGUGCAGACGAGGCGCGUGUUCCAGGGGAAAAGGCGGGUGGAGCGGCGGCGGUGGCGGUGGAGGAGGUGAAGCCGGGAUCUCAGGAGGGAAUUGGUGGUCAGGGAAAGAAGAAGAAGGCACGGCGGCGGCGCGUGCAGUGGGACGAGGGCAACCUGGCGUACUGGGAGGAGCACCGCACGCCGCGGCAGCGCAUCGACGAGCCCAAGACGCCCUUCCACUCCCUGGGCCCUGACUCCGAGGAAGAGCACCUUCCUGGAAGCAGCACGGCAGGUGCAGCCACAGCAGGCAGAGGAACGGCAGGAGGGUCAGGAGCAGCAAGAGUGGCGGCGGUGGUGGGAGGGAGCAGUCGAGUGAGCGAGUGGACGUCAUCAGAGGACGAAGGGGAUCACUCGGAGUUUGAACGAUGGAUGGAGGAGCAAGGCCACACAUACAAAGACCCGGCGACUCUCGCUGCCGCUGUUGCUUCCGGCACUGCUCCUGCCUCCUUGCUUGAUGCGGACAUAUACUACAGCACAGGGAGGGACAAGGGGAAGGGCAAGGAGCCAAUGGGGAGCGUGGCGCCGAGCUUCAGGGAGCACAGGAAGCGGCACUAUGAUGAGUUCAAGAAGAUGAAGCUGCUGCAGGCUGAGAGGGCGGAGGCAGGGGAGGAUGUGGGGGAUGAUGGGAAUGGUCUUGUGCGUCAGGGGGUGGAACCUGCUGCUGUUGAUCCUGCUGCUGCUGCUGCUGCUGCUGCUAAUGCGAGAUCGGUCAAAAUGUCAUCGGACGCAUCGAAUCCGUCGCAGUACGUGAAGCUGAAGAAGGAGUACAUCACGGACCAACCAGACACGGAGCCCGGGGAGCUCAGCCAACCUGUGGAGGUCCCGCAGCUGGAUGUGCAGCGGUGCUUCGAGUGCGGCCAAAUCCUGCCGCAGUCGUACGAGCCGCCUCAGGACGAGCCGUGGAGCACGGGCAUCUUCGCGUGCUUCAAGGAUCAACGCAGCUGUAUCCAAGGUUUGUUCUGCCCGUGCGUCCUCUUCGGCAAGAACGUGGAGGCGAUACGCGACGACAUCCCGUGGUCGGCCGCGUGCGCGUGCCACGUGAUGUGCAUCGAGGGCGGCGUGGCGCUGGGCACGGCGCUGCUGUGCUGCCCCGCAUACAUCACGGUGGACCCGCAGACGCUCUUCCUGCUGGGGGAAACGCUCUUCUUCGCCUGGUGGAUGUGCGGCAUCUACACGGGGUUGUUUCGACAAGAGCUGCAGAAGAAAUACCACCUCAAGAACGCGCCAUGUGAUCCGUGUUGCGUGCACUGCAUCCUGCACCCAUGUGCGCUGUGCCAGGAGCACAGGGAGAUGGUGAUCCGCCUGCCUGCUCUUGAUGAGGGGGUCAGCCUUAACCCACCACCACAGCAAGAAAUGGCUGCGGUGGGUGGUGAUGCUGCUGCUGCAGCACCCAAUGGGUCAGGCGAGAUUGCCAGGGAGAGCUAA